AUGAACGGCGCAGGUGACCCCGAGAGAGACCAAGCGCUCGAAGACUACAAAUCGAGCCUCCUGGAGCUUCGAGAAUGGGAAGCCAAGCUCAGAAACCUUCGCUUAGGCAUUAAGGAUUUACAGAGAGAGUUUGAUAUCUCUGAGGAGAACAUCAAGGCUCUGCAGAGCGUCGGUCAGAUCAUCGGCGAGGUGUUGAAACAGUUGGAUGAGGAGAGAUUCAUCGUUAAAGCGUCGUCGGGCCCCCGAUAUGUCGUCGGUUGCCGCUCCAAGGUCGACAAAUCCAAGCUGAAACAGGGUACUCGCGUUGCCCUCGACAUGACAACACUGACGAUUAUGCGGAUGCUUCCGCGCGAGGUCGACCCCCUCGUGUACAACAUGUCUCUGGAGGAUCCCGGUCAAGUCAACUUUGCCGGCAUCGGUGGUUUGAAUGACCAGAUCCGAGAGUUACGAGAAGUGAUUGAGUUGCCGUUGAAGAACCCGGAGCUGUUCCAGAGAGUUGGUAUUAAGCCACCCAAGGGUGUAUUACUGUACGGACCUCCUGGUACCGGGAAGACGCUGCUGGCACGAGCAGUGGCAAGUUCAAUGGAAACCAAUUUCCUCAAGGUUGUGUCGUCCGCUAUCGUUGACAAGUAUAUUGGUGAAUCUGCACGGUUAAUAAGAGAGAUGUUCGGCUACGCAAAGGAGCAUGAGCCUUGUAUCAUCUUCAUGGACGAAAUCGACGCUAUCGGUGGUCGUCGUUUCUCUGAAGGUACGUCGGCCGACAGAGAAAUCCAGAGAACACUGAUGGAACUCCUGAACCAACUGGAUGGGUUCGACUACCUCGGAAAGACCAAGAUCAUCAUGGCCACCAACCGGCCGGACACCCUCGAUCCUGCCCUGUUGCGUGCGGGCCGUCUGGACCGGAAGAUUGAGAUUCCUCUCCCCAAUGAGGUUGGUCGUCUGGAAAUUAUCAAGAUCCACUCCAGCACUGUCCAGCUGGAGGGCGAUAUCGACUUUGAGAGUGUCGUGAAGAUGAGCGACGGUCUCAACGGAGCUGAUCUCCGCAAUGUCGUUACGGAAGCUGGUCUUUUCGCCAUCAAGGACUACCGGGAUGCGAUCAACCAGGACGACUUCAACAAAGCCGUCCGCAAGGUCGCAGAAGCCAAGAAGCUGGAGGGCAAGCUUGAAUACCAGAAACUGUAG
Aspergillus clavatus NRRL 1 is the source of this 1182-nucleotide messenger RNA. RefSeq names its product proteasome regulatory particle base subunit RPT4 (gene rpt4). Gene Ontology annotation, biological process: positive regulation of RNA polymerase II transcription preinitiation complex assembly. NCBI's taxonomy places the organism in Eukaryota, Fungi, Ascomycota, Eurotiomycetes, Eurotiales, Aspergillaceae. Gene Ontology annotation, molecular function: ATP binding; proteasome-activating activity; ATP hydrolysis activity. Gene Ontology annotation, cellular component: proteasome regulatory particle, base subcomplex; cytosolic proteasome complex. The record is from RefSeq and is a predicted model, not a curated record. The transcript is spliced from 4 exons. The coding region runs from base 1 to 1182 and encodes 393 amino acids.